Molecule: messenger RNA, 5368 nt
Organism: Anguilla anguilla (European eel)
Lineage: Eukaryota; Metazoa; Chordata; Actinopteri; Anguilliformes; Anguillidae
Product: ceramide synthase-like
Exons: 5
Coding region: 634-1455 (273 amino acids)
Biological process (GO): lipid homeostasis
Cellular component (GO): membrane; endoplasmic reticulum
Source: RefSeq, a predicted model, not a curated record
UUUGUUUGCAUCUCUUAUCUUAUCAGUCCGGAGCAGGAGUUACGAACGCUAGAGGAGCAGUCUAUGUUGUCGAGUUGCUGAUGAGCGCAUCUAAAGCGGAAGGCUUUUUCUAGCGUACAUCGUCCCCGGACAGUCAUAGCGGAUGGCAUCGCACCACUAGCAGUAUGCUAACGAUAGCUUUCCAGCUGGUCUAACUAGUUUGCAGAUUGAUGGUCACUACAAUAGGCAUGCAUACGUUUUCCUAAGUCUGGUGGGGGCGGUUGAGCCGAUUUGUUUUUGGUUUUAGCAAAAUGAUGUGGAGUUAGCCAUUUAGCUAGCAAGCUGGCUAGCUACCUGCAUUACGCCAGGAGAGAAGAGUAAUCAAUCGCCGGAUACCUUCACCGCCGGUUUUGUACACGCAGGGCUGCUGCUGAGGCAGGGAAAACGUAACAUAGCGGUUGCCGGUACAUGGACCAGCAAGCGGAGCACUAAUGCUGCCUACAACUUAAACUGAAAAUCCCAGCCACCGGUAGUAGCAAAAGCGCGGUGUAUGAAGUUUUUUUUUGCCGGCCUCCACCUCAGUCCGUAUUCUAGGUAUUAACUACCAACUGAAUACCUAACGUUAGCAAAUUAAAGAACGAACACAACGCAGGGAUGUUGCAUGUCUUGUCUUGCGGCGUUGUGCUUUUUCCCGGACUAUUUUUCGUCUUCAGGAAACUACUACCGUCCAUUUUCAAACAGUGGACUGAUGCCGACGUGGUUCUGGUCAGCGAGAGGUUGGUGUCAUUCAUCCAUGCUGUCAUGGCCACCACGGCCGGGUUCAUCGUGGUGUCCUCCUGCGACAACGUGAUAACCGACAGGCACUGGCUGGCCACCUACUUUGUGGUGUGGUUCGGGGUCCCCUACAUGACGUACGACAUUUAUGCCAUGUAUCUGAGCCAUUAUUACCGCUUCCGGGUCAAGGGUCACGAAGAGUACAAGAAGCACUCCCUCCAAACGGUGAAUUCGUUUGUGCGCCGGGAGUUCCUGCUGGUCCUUCACCACAUCGCCCUGCUGACCAUCCUUCUGCCAAUCACGCUGUUUUUCAGGAAGGACCAGGGCGACUACUUCAUCGGCUGCCUGUUCCUGACCGAGCUCAGCACUCCGUUCGUCUCUUUGGGGAAAAUCCUCAUCCAGCUGGGGCUGCAGGACUGCUGGCUCCACAAGGCGAACGGCAUGAUGGUGCUGCUGAGCUUCUUCGCGUGCCGCAUCGCGCUCUUCCCCUACAUGUACUUGGCGUACGGGCGGCACUACGGCAUCCCCCUCUACAGCGUGCCCUUCCACCUGUCGCUCGCCUGUAACCUGGGCAACCUCUGCAUCCUGGCCCCGCAGGUGUACUGGUUCGUGCUGCUGUGCCGGAAGGGCUACCGGCUGUACCAGCGGCAGGGCAAGGGGCCCGACUCUCCCUGCGUCACGGACAACGACAAGCGAGACUAGAGGACCCCGCCCCCGACACCGUCACCGCCACCGCCACCACCACCGCCACCACCAAUACUGCUGUCACUACUACUACUGCUACUGUUACUACUGCUACCGUUACUACCUGCAGCUGCUACUGCUACCACGUCUACUACUCGAGCCCCUUACCGCUGAUGCUCCUACUACCGAUAGUUCCACUUCAGCCUCUUUCCACCUGCCCCCCAACCCACACCCACACCCACCCGUUUUAGGUCCUCCCUUCUGCUGCUCGAAGGUCGGGGGGGCCUGGAAGAGAGGCCAGCCGUGAAGGAAGCUGAAGCCGCGAGCUCUGAAGCAACGCACAAAGGAACGCCCGCCGUCCGCUCGGCAGGCCAACGCGCCCAGGCUUUCAGCUCAGCUGGAGGAGCUGGUGUUAACGGCAUGUUAUCGCUUGCAGUAUUUGUUUUUUUAUUAUUGUUAUUAUUAUUAUUAUUAUUAUUAUUAUUAUUAUUGUUUUCGGUUUCAGUUGAACUGGUUUUAUUUUGAUCUGUUCCUGUUCCGGUCCUUGUCUGUGCGGAGUUUGGAGAACCCGCUGUUGCCCGAACUUCAUUCCGACGUCCCCUGGAGUGGACACGCUCGUCUCGCCCAGCCCGGCUCCAUGUUCAGACACCGCGGGGGGGAAAGCCACCGCUGGCAGGACCGGCACGUUUCAACCUGAUGGAGAGCCAUUUUUGCCUGGGUUUUUUUUUUUUUUUUUUUUUUUUUUUUUUUUUUUUUUUUAAACAAGUCACCAGCAUCGCUACGCAAACUUGCAAAUGUGAGCGAACCUCCCCAACCAUCGCCCCCCUCCCCCUUCCCCCCUCCCCCCUCCCCCUCCGAGCACGCUCAGACUGGCCCCCGCGCUCUUCCUCGUUUUAAGUCACGAAAGAGACCUGUGGGGUGAACCCUGCCCCCGUCACCUCCGCCACGCGGGACCCAGGAGCAAGCGUGGCCCCUGGCCCCUAACUUUCACAAGCACAGGACUCCUCUAGAGCGGCCCGGGGCCGGGCGCAGGGUUUCCAUGGCGACGCUUGCGUGCGGCUCGUGGGGGUGGGGGUGGGGGGGGCGGGGGCGGGGUGGGCUCUGUCAAAGCAAUAAGAUGUGCAGCGCCGAGUUUGACUUGUGGUCAGAAGCACCAAGCAGCAGGCCAGGGUGACAUUAUGGCACAGUCCGAUCCCCAUGGAAGAGUUAUCACAGGGCAUUACUGUGGGGUGUGGGUGGGAGGAACAAAAAAAGCAAACAAAAAAAAAAAAAAAAAACCCUUUUCAGCAUGAAGCUGCAGGAGAACUACCAAACGGGCGCAUGCAAUUCUGCUUCAAAACGCACACACUGACACAUAUUUAUAUCAUACUUCUAAAGAACAACAUGUAUAUGUAUUCAGAAAUCUCCUUUCCUCCUUUAGGGUUUUCCCCGUGGCGGGUGCGUGUAGUGUAUGUCCCGCAGGAGGGUCGGGAGCACGGCGAGGCUCCCUGACCAGACGCACGGCCUCACCGUUAUCCUUCAGAGCUCGUGGCUAGAGCCUCCUCUCAUUUUUAUUUUCUGACUUUAGCUGUGUGAAUCUGUCUUCAGUUAGGUUCACAGCGCAAGACGAAAACGUGAGCGUUUUAAAUGAACGGGUACUGUAUAUAUGCGAUGCAGUGUGUCUGGGCAGUUACCCAAUUGGUGUUUUGACUCUGUACUCCACCUCACUGGAUUUGAAAUGAAAUGAUGAAUAUGAAGUUAAAGUGCAGAUGAAUAUGAAGGUAGUCCGCUUUACUUUCAGAGCAUUUACAUCCAUACCGGGUGAUCUGUGUAGGAAUUGCAGCCUUUUGAAGCAGUCCUCCUCAUUUUAGGGGAUCGUAAGUAAUUGGAAAAAUGUACGCAAUCUGAAAUAAAAUCAUCAUAUUCAUUACUUUGUUGCAAGUUCUUUGCGGUCGAUGACUGCCUGAAGUCUGCAACCCAUAGACAUUGCCCGAUGCUGGGUAUCUUCCCUGGUGAUGCUCUACCGGGCCUGUGCUGCAGCCAUCUUCAGUUCCUGUUUGUUUCUGUGGUUUUUUUUUUUUUUGCCUUGAAUUUGAAGUGAAACGCAUGUUUACUUAGAUUCAGGUCCGGUGAUUGACUUAGCCAGUUAAGAACAUUACACUUUUUGGCCCUGAAAAACUCCUUGGUUCCUUUACCAGUAUGUUUGGGGCCAUAGUCAUCCACCACCGUGGUCUACUGGGUCGUUUGCUGUCGCUGAGUCCUUGCUUGUCCAAUUACUUUUGGUUUCCCUAUACCCUUGGGUAUAAAAAGGCCUGUAAUUCCUACAUGGACUGCCCCAAUGCAGAUGACCUCAAAUUAAAGCUGACAGUCUAAACUUUAACCUCAUUCCUCAUUUUGUUUGAAUUCCAAUGUGCUGAAAUACGGAGCCAAAACAACAGAAUUUGUGUCACUGUCCCAACACUUACAGACUGCGCUGAAGUUAUUUUAGGAAGAUGUUACUUGACGGAGUGGAAGCUCUUGAGCAGCUUCCCACAGCAGGCUCUCCCUGCUUUUAAUGUGCACAGAUGUAGCGGGGAAAGAUGUAGGAGAUAUCAAUACUUGAUGCUGCGCAUACCUAUUACAAACACACAAAACCCCCCUGUAUGUUUCUUCUGCUUUCAUCAAUGAGUGGACCUGAAAAGCAUUGUGCCAUUUUGCACACCAGCCCCGAUUCUCUUACCUGUGUGUGUGUGUCUGUGUGCGCUUGCUUGUGUGUGAGCGCGUGUGUGUUUGUGCGCACGCACGUGUGUGUAUGUGUGUUCCCAAUCAAUAGGCUGUGAAGGGGUGGAAUUACCUUACUGGGUAGUAAGAACUGAGACAAACAGGAAGGGGGUAGCUUCUCAGAUUUCUGUUAUUGAGUUCUGUUUACUCUUAAGUAUUUAACUGAUUUUUUUUUGUUUUGUUUAAAUCUUUCAUGUACAGAUCAAUCCUUGUUAGGGUUUGGGGGGUUUAAACAUGAAUACUAUCAGUAGUUUGUAUAACAGUGGAUCGGAGUCGUUUCCAUGGCCGAACUGGAACGACCAACACAAUGAUCGGAAACACUCUUGGCAGCAGGGGGAGCCGGCAUCAUGCUUCGUCACUUCCUGUUUUUCUAUAAAACAUUUUUCUCAUGGACGCUCAGUGCUGCGUGGUGGACUUUCUCCUGAGGAACUGGGAAAAGAUUACCUUGCGAUUGGCCCCUGGAUGAUGAGGGCAUGACCACAGCUCCCUGGCCUUUCCCCAGCCACCCUCCCCCCAACCCUUCCCAGCAUGCACUGUGCAGUAGAGCUCCCCUUGCCUAAUUAUUCACAGAGAGGUCAGCUAUGCACUAAUCUUGUCUUCUCGAUGGAUUGGGGGAGGAAUGAUGUUAGAGUAAAACAGCACUAGUUGGUUCCUUUUUUUCUUUUCCUUUUUCUUGUUUUUGCAUUUUGAACUGUAGCUCCAUAUCAAUCUUUUCUUUGUUUUACAAGAAAGGUUUGCUCUUUUAUUUGUCGAUUAGUAGUGGCUCCUCGUCAUGAUCCUCCUCGUUGAUCACACACGAUGACUCGGGCUGCUGCCCUCGGCGGCUGCUGAUCUCGGAGGCUGCUGCCCUCGGUGGCUGCUGAUCUCGGAGGCUGCUGAUCUCGGUGGCUGCUGAUCGCUUUGCCGAGGCUCCGGCGCUCCAGAGCUCAGCUGAAGUGGCCGCAGUCGGGGAGAGAGUGAUGACGGGGCUUGGAGCUGGCGGACUGGUGUCAUUCGGUCAGUGCUGGAAACGGCUGAUUGUUCGGUCUGUUCGUGUUUUUCUUUUUCUGGCCUGCUCACGCUCAGCACAGCCCAGCCCUCUCUGGGGCCGUCUGUCCUUUGUGUGCUAUCAGCCGGGGGGGGGGGGGGGCUCUGCCUCGAUGACGCCGGGCUUCCGGAAGCAUCCGUAAGUGGCCGUCGUGGUGGUAGAGCC